Sorex araneus (European shrew) is the source of this 8092-nucleotide messenger RNA. It is a transcript of the gene DNMT3A, whose product is annotated as DNA methyltransferase 3 alpha. Bases 317 to 3046 code for a protein of 909 amino acids. Gene Ontology annotation, biological process: negative regulation of DNA-templated transcription. The transcript is spliced from 23 exons. Gene Ontology annotation, cellular component: cytoplasm; nucleus. NCBI's taxonomy places the organism in Eukaryota, Metazoa, Chordata, Mammalia, Eulipotyphla, Soricidae. Gene Ontology annotation, molecular function: DNA (cytosine-5-)-methyltransferase activity. The record is from RefSeq and is a predicted model, not a curated record.
CAGGGAGUCUCUGGCGCCGGGAGCGAGCCUCAAUGUCAUUUAGCUCGACCUCCCACCCCGGCACAUCUUCCGGUCUCCCGCUGCCCAGCGCGUGGGGGGCUCUCGACGCUCCUUGGACACCGCGAGGUGGAGCCGCCCGACGCCCCACGGCAGCCUGAGGCCGAGUCCCAGAGGAGGAGGAGGGCCGGCGCCCUCGGGGACCCAUGUCUCCGCUGUAGCGCCCGCUGAAGGAGGCCGCGAGAAUUCCUUCCCCAGAGCCAAGCCGCCCCCAGCCCCGCGCAGCCCCAGCCUGCCUCCCGCCACCCAGCUGCCCGCCAUGCCCUCCAGCGGCCCCGGGGACACCAGCAGCUCCGCUCCGGAGCGGGAGGAGGACCGCAAGGAGGGAGAGGAGCAGGAGGACGCCCGCGGCAAGGACGAGCGGCAGGAGCCGAGCACCACAGCGCGGAAGGUGGGGCGGCCCGGACGGAAGCGCAAGCACCCCCCGGUGGAGAGCAGCGAGGCGCCCAAGGACGCGGCCGUGGCCUCCAAGUCCCCGUCCAUGGCCCAGGACUCCGGCCCCGCAGAGCUGUUACCCAAUGGGGACUUGGAGAAGCGGAGCGAACCCCAGCCCGAGGAGGGGAGCCCCGCCGCGGGGCAGAAGGGCGGGGCCCCCGCCGAGGGAGAGGGGGCCGCGGAGACCCCGCCCGAAGCGUCCAGAGCGGUGGAGAACGGCUGCUGCACCCCCAAGGACGGCCGGGGCGCCGCCGCCGAGGAGGGCAAAGAGCAGAAGGAGACCACCAUCGAGCCCAUGAAAACGGAGGGCUCCCGGGGCCGGCUGCGGGGGGGCCUGGGCUGGGAGUCCAGCCUGCGCCAGCGGCCCAUGCCGAGGCUCACCUUCCAGGCGGGGGACCCCUACUACAUCAGCAAACGCAAGCGGGACGAGUGGCUGGCGCGCUGGAAACGGGAGGCUGAGAAGAAGGCCAAGGUCAUCGCAGUGAUGAACGCGGUAGAGGAGAGCCAGAGCUCGAGCGAGCCCCAGAAGGUGGAGGAGGCCAGCCCGCCGGCCGUGCAGCAGCCCACGGACCCCGCCUCCCCCACGGUGGCCACCACGCCGGAGCCCGUGGGCGCCGAGGCCGGGGACAAGAACGCCACCAAAGCAGCCGAUGACGAGCCCGAGUAUGAGGACGGCCGGGGCUUUGGCAUUGGGGAGCUGGUCUGGGGGAAACUGCGGGGCUUCUCCUGGUGGCCUGGCCGCAUCGUGUCCUGGUGGAUGACGGGCCGGAGCCGGGCGGCCGAAGGCACGCGCUGGGUCAUGUGGUUCGGCGACGGCAAGUUCUCAGUGGUGUGCGUGGAGAAGCUGAUGCCGCUGAGCUCCUUCUGCAGCGCCUUCCACCAGGCCACCUACAACAAGCAGCCCAUGUACCGCAAGGCCAUCUACGAAGUCCUGCAGGUGGCCAGCAGCCGAGCAGGGAAGCUGUUCCCCGCGUGCCACGACAAUGACGAGAGUGACACAGGCAAGGCCGUGGAGGCUCAGAACAAGCAGAUGAUCGAGUGGGCCCUCGGGGGCUUCCAGCCCUCGGGCCCUAAGGGCCUGGAGCCCCCAGAAGAGGAAAAGAACCCGUACAAAGAAGUCUACACGGACAUGUGGGUUGAACCCGAGGCAGCUGCCUACGCGCCGCCCCCACCAGCCAAAAAGCCGAGGAAGAGCACCACGGAGAAGCCCAAGGUCAAGGAGAUCAUCGACGAGCGCACCAGAGAGCGGCUGGUGUACGAGGUGCGGCAGAAGUGCCGGAACAUCGAGGAUAUUUGCAUCUCUUGCGGGAGCCUCAACGUCACCCUGGAGCACCCUCUCUUCAUUGGAGGAAUGUGCCAAAACUGCAAGAACUGCUUUCUGGAGUGCGCCUACCAGUACGACGACGACGGCUACCAGUCCUACUGCACCAUCUGCUGCGGGGGCCGCGAGGUGCUCAUGUGCGGGAACAACAACUGCUGCAGGUGCUUCUGUGUGGAGUGUGUGGACCUCCUGGUGGGGCCAGGCGCGGCGCAGGCGGCCAUCAAGGAAGACCCCUGGAACUGCUACAUGUGCGGGCACAAGGGCACCUACGGGCUGCUGCGGCGGCGAGACGACUGGCCCUCCCGGCUCCAGAUGUUCUUCGCCAACAACCACGACCAGGAAUUUGACCCGCCGAAGGUUUACCCUCCGGUCCCCGCCGAGAAGCGGAAGCCCAUCCGGGUGCUGUCCCUCUUCGACGGCAUCGCCACGGGGCUCCUGGUGCUGAAGGACUUGGGGAUCCAGGUGGACCGCUACAUCGCCUCCGAGGUGUGCGAGGACUCCAUCACCGUGGGCAUGGUGCGCCACCAGGGGAAGAUCAUGUACGUCGGGGACGUCCGCAGCGUCACGCAGAAGCAUAUCCAGGAGUGGGGCCCGUUCGACCUGGUGAUCGGGGGCAGUCCGUGCAAUGACCUCUCCAUCGUCAACCCCGCCCGCAAGGGGCUCUACGAGGGCACUGGCCGGCUCUUCUUCGAGUUCUACCGCCUGCUGCAUGAUGCGCGGCCCAAGGAGGGAGAUGACCGCCCCUUCUUCUGGCUCUUUGAGAAUGUGGUGGCCAUGGGCGUGAGCGACAAGAGGGACAUCUCACGGUUUCUCGAGUCCAACCCCGUGAUGAUCGAUGCCAAAGAAGUGUCAGCCGCACACAGGGCCCGCUACUUCUGGGGGAACCUUCCUGGCAUGAACAGGCCCCUGGCGUCCACUGUGAACGACAAGCUGGAACUGCAGGAGUGUCUGGAGCACGGCCGCAUCGCCAAGUUCAGCAAAGUGAGGACCAUUACCACGAGGUCAAACUCCAUAAAGCAGGGCAAAGACCAGCAUUUCCCCGUCUUCAUGAACGAGAAGGAGGACAUUCUCUGGUGCACUGAGAUGGAAAGGGUGUUCGGCUUCCCGGUCCACUACACCGACGUGUCCAACAUGAGCCGCCUGGCCAGGCAGAGACUGCUGGGCCGGUCCUGGAGCGUGCCGGUCAUCCGCCACCUCUUCGCUCCACUGAAGGAAUAUUUCGCUUGUGUGUAAGGGACACGUGGGGGCCAACCGAGGUAGCGCCGCAAAGUCACACAAACAAACGGAGAAAAAAAACAAACACAAACACACAACACAACAACAACAAAAAACACCGAGAACAUGAAGAUGGAGAGAAGUAGCAGCACCCAGAAGAGAAAACAGGAAUUUAACACCAAACCCACAGAGGCGGAAAGAGCCGGAGGGCCGGGCCUGGCCGAGGAAGGUUGCGAACAGCUCCGAUGGUUUUCAGUGUCUUCGGUCCUAUUUAAAAACCAAACCGAGCUCCACCCCCGUCCCCUCCUUCACUCCCAAAUGCCCUCCACGCCCCCUUUUUUUUUUUUUGGUCAGAUCUUUUGUUUUACUCUUUCAGAGGGGUUUUUCUGUUUGUUUGGGUUUUUGUUUCUUGCUGUGACUGAAACAAGAGGGUGGAUUGCAGCAAAAAAAAAAAUCAGUAACAACAGCAACAAGAGUAACGAUAAUACCUUGCCAAGGAAAGCUAGGAGAGAAGGAGAAAGAGAAAAUUCUAUCAAAAUUUAUAUAUUGGAGAUAUAUAUAUAUAUAUUUUUUGCUCUAUAACUUUUCGUUGUUGUCUCUAGCCUGAUCAGAUAGGAGCACGAGCGGGGGACAGAGCAGAGAGGCGCUCUGGAGGCGGCCCGAGUCCCUGCCGGCCCCCGCGACAUCUCGCCAGCACCAUCCUGGUUCGUGCAAAAGAGAACCCAGCUAGCUGCAGGGAGCCGAGACCAGCACUCCAGACCCCUCCAGCUUUUCAGGUGCCUACCACACAGGAAACCUUGACGAAAAUCAGUUCCUAGAAGCCGCUGUUACCUCUUGUUUACAGUUUAUAUAUAUAUGAUAGAUGCGAGAUAUAUAUAUAUAUAUAAAAGGUACUGUCAACUACUGUACAACCCGACUUCAUAAUGGUGCUUUCAAACAGCGAGAUGAGUAUCAAAACAUCAGCUUCCACAUUGCCUUAUGUGCAAAGGGUUCUAACCGCGGACGGAAAAAUGGGUGACAGCUGGGGUGGGGGGGUGACAAACCGUUAUCCUGGUGGGUUGGGGGCUUCUCCGCCCCCUUGUUUAUGAACAAGGCAAGGAGGAGAAUUUGAAAACAGCACCUCCCCCUUCUCCCUGCCAAAGGAAGGGGGGAUUCCGGUGAGCUGGGGUGGGGGGGUGUGGAAGGCUGAGAGUGGGGUUGAUUUCAUCCAGGCUCAUGCAAUAACCUUUGAUUUAUUAUUUUUUUAUUUUUGAAAAAAAAAAAAAAGAACCCCUGCUCCUCUGCCCUCGGCGUACUGGCAGGAUUGGGGGGGUACGGGCGUCUUUAUUCCCCACUUUUCACAUUAGCCCGUUCGAGGGCACCUUGUGGGAAUCAGAAAAAUAACCACGAUAAAACCAACCAAGCCCGGAGUGCGGGCAAGUGACCGACCCCACCUCACCCGGAGCGAAUAAAAAAACAUACAAAACGUGCUGGUGCUUCCCUAAGUCGCCUUUUGUGUGUUCUUUUAUGAAGCCCCUGCCCCCCCUCCCUCCGCGCCCCUGCACCAGGUGACCGUGCGCAAUGCUUUUGGUCAUCUCCACAGGCUGCAGACUGGCCCUGGGACACGGGGGCACCUUUGCAUUCUUCAGAUUCUGGUUCUGUUGGUUUUCCAGAGUUUCUUUUUAAGAAAUCAAAAACCCACCCCCUGCCCCCAUCCCACCCCCCCCUCUCCCUUUAAGGUUUCAAACCAAGGUGCAGGGAGCAGGGUGCUUCUCAGUCAGGGGUGGCCCCGGUGCCCUGGCUCCUCCCCUCGGGGCCAGGUGGGCCACCCGGCGGGCACAGCAGCCAGGUUGGUGGGGUCCCCCACCCCCCAGGCCGGCCUCUCUGGCGCGCCCGCCCACCUCUCCUCCUCCCCCCCACCCCCCUCGAGUCCCGUGUGUCAGGACUGGAGGGGCGGGGCGUCUCCUGCACGUGCGAGGUGGGGGUGCUGUGUCUUUCUUUUCUAGUACUUGGUCUGAUGGCUGAGCUCUCGCCCGGGGCCUGCCAGUGGUGCUCUGCGGGUGACCCAGCGGGCAGAGGCUCGCCGGAUUGUCGGGGUGUAGAUAUGUGGCAUAUAGAGAUUUAUAUUUUAUAAUGGGAGGGGGGUGGACCUCCUGGGCAGGGCAGGGCCAGGAGGUGAGCCGUCAAGCACAGGGGGGGGCCCGAGUUUGCACCCCUCGCACGAUGGGGCCUACGGGGAUAGGCACCGUAUAGAUGCGUAGCUAGGGUCACACGGAAGGAGCUAGGGAAGGGGCGCGAGGCCCGAGGCUCAGGAUGCUGAGCCCCGGGCCCCCCUGGCAGACCGCCCCUGCCCGCCUCCCCCCAAUCAAUCAGCCCCCUCCCCUCCCCUCCCUCCCCACGCAGACACAGGAAGUGAUUUCUGAUCGACUGCAUUACAGAGGCAUCGCCAGGGCGCGCCCCGCGUGCUGGUCCCCGGGAUCCGGGGACGGGGCCCCAUGGCACUACCUCUGUUGCCCUGAUGGCAGGUGGACUGGCAGUGCCAGGAGCUGCCCGGUGCUGAAGGCAGGGAGGGGCAGGUGCUCGCCUCUGGCAGGGACGGGGCCAUUUCCGGUCCCGAGUGACGUCAAGACUCUUGUGUUAGCGACCCGUGACACUGGCCUGCAGCUCAAGGCACCGGUCAGGUCAGCCCUCAGCUCCCCCUACCUAUUCUCCCCCAGCCCCCGAUUGGCAUCCUCGUCUGUCUGUCUGUCUGUCUGUCUGUCUGUCUGUCUGUCUGGGCCAGCAGGCCUCCUGGGGGCAGCAGAAAGGGGAUGUAAAGCUCAAUCAGUAAUUGGACGGAAUAAUAAGCCGGGGCCCCCAGCCCCUCAUUGCUCUGGAGAUGACGCUCACGGCGGGCGGCUGGCCCUCUCCCCCUCCCCCGGGCCCCAGGACAGCCCGCCACCCCCUGGGCGACGGCAGGGGGCAGCCAGGCACCUGGUCACGGUGCCCACCCCGCCGCCGUCUCCAUCUUCCUGGCCCGCACCCCACCAGCACGGCUCGCGAGGGCGGGGCAGUGCCCCCAGGUGCUCCCUCCCUGCCGCCCCGGGGCCUCCCUCUGGCCUGGUGCUGCCCACCACGCAGGUGAAGGGGCUUAUCUCCCCCUGACAGCCCCACCCGGGCUCCUGCCUGCGGGGAAGGAAGCUGGUUGCCAGGGUUGCUGCGGGGGGUGGGGGGGGCUCGCUGGGGAUGAGAGCCCCUCACCCAUGCUCCCUCCCCGCCCCAUCCCAGCUGGUGCUGUGCCCACCCACGGGCGCUGUGCAGACGCGCACUCAACCUCGGGGGAUGGCAGCCCCCCGCCCCCGCCACCCCCACUCCGAGGCGUGCUUCAUGCACCUGAGGCCCAGACGCCGGCAGAGAGAGCAGGAAGAUUCUGGGGUUUGCUUCGGGGCUGGGGCCAGGACGGUCCCUGCGGAUGCAGGCGCUCCCCGCACCGGGCUGCCGCCGCGGGGGUCAGCUGCAUCCUCCUUCCCAGACCCUGGAACCUUCUUGCUAUUGUCUGUGCUACUGGGCCGCACGCUGGCCCGAGGCCCCAGGGGUGUCCGGUGCAGACUGGACAGUUAGCGGGCCAGCAGCGGGGGUGUGGGCAGGAGGGGUUUCCCUGGGCCCGGGUCUCCUCUCCUCUCCCUGUGGCUUGUCCACAAAGUGGCUGUGACUUCCCGUGGUGCUGCCUGGCCUGACCCCCUGUUUGUAGUCACGGGCACCUGGGAGUUGGGGGGGGGAAGGGAGCCCGCUGGGGCAGAAAGACCCUUUGGGUUUAGGUGGCUCCUCUGCGAGCAUGGGGGCCUGGCUGGUGGCCUCGGAAUAGCCCCCCGCUCCCCCAGAUAGCCCCCCCCUGGCCCCGGGGAGGGAGAGAGCAGCCCCGCUGUGCGGUCAGGACGGGAGGCCCCUUUGGCAGAAGGACUCGGGACUUCUUGAGUCCGUCCGUCCGUCCGUCCCUCCAUCCGUCCAUCUCCAGGCAAUGAACAGGGCGAGGACAGUCCCCGUCCCGAGUCCCCGCCACUCCCAGACUGACCUGGCUGCCCCAGGCCUAGAAUAGACAGACAACGACGACGACAACGACGACAACAAAAUGCCGAAAUUCCUUAGAAUACGCAGCGGGAGGAGGCGACCCCAAACGGUGCUAAAACAUUUUAUUAAAAAUAUAUAUUGUUAAAUUAAGUCUGCUGUCUGGACAAUGACUGUUUGUUUUGUUUUCUCGUAGUGGAGUUUAAAAGAGACUAUUAUUUUACUCUGAUAUAUUAUUAUUAAAAAGGCAUUUUAACUUUGUACUUGAAAACUAAAUGAGCGAUUUCAUGUGUUUUAGCUGAGGCAUUGAAGUAGCGGGUGCUUACCUAUUUGUGGGAAUCAUGUAUCCAUACUGAAGAAUAAACUCUGUAGCUGAUUUGGUAAUAACUUUUCCUGUUACACACGAUUUCGCUUUGACCCCGGCGGCCGAGCGCUUUUACUCCACAUUCCACGCAGCUAAAUGCAGGACUCCCCCCCCACCCCCGCCCCGCCCCCCAGCCCCCACGUUCGUUCCCAUCCUCCCCGACUCCAACCCCCAGCGCCUUCCCCUCCCGAGCCCUCCACCCCGCACCCCUCCCCUUUCUCUUCAGUUCCUCUUUUGAUCCUAAUUUAGGUUUUUCCCCCCCCAGUUCCAGCAUCCUCCCACCACUGGGUUUUAUUUUUUCUUCUUUUCCUUUUGUUUUUAGGGUUGCUUCUCUAUUUAUUGACAAUAAUAAUGUACAUUUCACAGUCUGGUUCUGGGACAUCCCGGGAGGGGCGUGUGUGCGAGGGCCCCCGCGGGUCUCCCACUGCUCCCCCCCACCCCCCACCCCCGGGGUUCUGUUGUAUCUCUGUGUAAGUGAUGCUCGUGACAUAGCUGUUUAUGAAAUAAUUAAAGAGGUCAAUGCGUACAGCCGAUGUAGAAAAGUCUGUCAAUGCCGCCUUCAUCACAUUUUUUGUGUGUGCCCAGAAGAAUAUAAUAAAGCUCCUUUCUAAUGUACUUGUGCUGGAGGACACUUGAAUAAAUGGACUGUUUUUGUGCAAAAAGGAAAACCGGAAAAA